Rhagoletis pomonella (apple maggot) is the source of this 1497-nucleotide messenger RNA. RefSeq names its product replication factor C subunit 3 (gene RfC38). Bases 359 to 1429 code for a protein of 356 amino acids. Gene Ontology annotation, molecular function: DNA clamp loader activity; DNA binding; ATP hydrolysis activity. The record is from RefSeq and is a predicted model, not a curated record. Gene Ontology annotation, biological process: DNA repair; DNA-templated DNA replication. The transcript is spliced from 2 exons. Gene Ontology annotation, cellular component: DNA replication factor C complex; nucleus. NCBI's taxonomy places the organism in Eukaryota, Metazoa, Arthropoda, Insecta, Diptera, Tephritidae.
CAUGAGGCGAUUUUCAAGGCGAUUCAACAUUGUUCUGGAAAAAUCGCCCGUGUAAAUGGUGAUCCAAAAAUCGCUUGUCUCAAAAUAUACAGCAAGUCAACCUUUGCAUGCGAUUAUCGCCUCUCAAAAAAUCGCCUCAUAUAAAGGCAGCUUAAAAGAGAAAAAUGGAAGUAUGUAAACCAAAACCAUCGAUACUAUCGAUAGUGCCAUCGAUAGUUUUCCAGCUCUGCAAAAGGCGCGAAACUAGGUAAACAAUUGAUUAGUGCCGAAAGCAAGCGGCUCGCUAGAAUUGUUGGGGUAUUUCAUUUUGGAAAUUAAUAAAUUAAUUUGUUCGUGUAUAAUAAAUAUUAUUGAUGAUAUGGCUCUCUGGGUGGAUAAGCAUAGGCCACGUGAGUUGUCCAAACUUGAUUAUCACAAAGAGCAAGCUGAAAAUUUGCGCAAUCUGUGCCAGCAGGGUGAUUUUCCACAUUUAAUGUUCUAUGGCCCCUCUGGUGCUGGUAAAAAAACUCGUAUUAUGUGUUUAUUGCGCGAAUUGUACGGGGCUGGUGUGGAAAGACUGCGUAACGAAACAAUGACCUUUACCACUCCAUCGAAUCGCAAAGUAGAAGUGAUGACAGUUGGAAGUAAUUAUCAUUUAGAAGUAAAUCCUUCAGAUGCGGGCAUUUACGAUCGUGUUGUUGUUAUUGACCUUAUCAAACAAGUGGCUCAAACACAUCAAAUCGAUGCAUCAGGGCAGCGUGAAUUUAAAGUAAUUGUACUUUCUGAAGUGGAUGAGCUCACUAAAGACGCUCAGCAUGCGCUGCGUCGCACUAUGGAAAAGUAUGUGGCUACAUGUAGGAUUAUAUUGUCAGUGAAUUCUACGUCGCGCGUUAUACCGGCUAUACGAUCUCGUUGCUUAGGAAUACGUGUUCCUGCACCUAGCGAAGAAGAAAUAAACGCAGUACUACAACAAACAUGCAAGCGUGAAGGAUUAACCUUGCCUACUGACUUGGCCACACGAAUCGUGGAGAAAAGUGAGCAUAAUUUACGUCGCGCCUUGUUGAUGUUGGAAGCUUGUAAGGUUCAGCAGUACCCCUUCACCGGACAGCAGGACAUCGUUGAACUAGACUGGCAAGUAUUUUUACGUGAGACAGCCAACCAAAUUGUGACAGAGCAAACACCAGCAAAGCUAGAGAAGAUACGUGACCGGUUGUACGAAUUGCUGGCACAAGGGGUGCCCCCCGAUAUGAUUUUCCGCGGAUUAGUAGAGCAACUUGUUAAAAACUGUGACAUGUCUCUCAAAGCAAAAACAUUGGAGUAUGCAGCACUCUAUGAACAUCGUAUGCAGAACGGCGCUAAACAUAUAUUCCACUUGGAAGCGUUCGUUGCUCAAUUUAUGAAUAUAUACAAAAAAUUUAUGUCCGAGUCUAUGAUGAUGGACGAUUUUUAAUUUGUUUUAGUAAGUAUAAUUUAUAUUUGUAUGUCGUACUAGGAAACAAAAUUUAAAUAAAAAAAAUA